AUGUUUAGUCACCUCAUCCCCGUGAUGUCGAAGAAGGGAGAGAAAGGCAAGGAAAAGAAGAAAGAAGAGCCGCCAGCCCCACCACAAACACUUGUAAAGAAGCCGUCAAAUUAUGGAGGAGGGCCCCAAAUUCCUCGACGAGACCGCCGAGUGUCAAGCAGCAUCUUUGGGGUGUCCAAGAAACGAGAGCUGAUUACUCUUCCAAAAAUUGCUGAUACACCUCCAGCCGGGAAAGAGGCCCUCUUCAUCCAGAAGCUUCAGCAAUGUGACGUUAUUUUCGACUUCAAGGAGGAUCCUCUUUCGGAUAUAAAGUACAAAGAAGUGAAGCGAGCCGCUCUGGCUGAAGUGACGGAAUACGUAAUAUUUGAUAGAGAUGCAAUUACGGAAGCUAUCUAUCCAGAGGCUAUUCAAAUGUUUCGUCUAAAUAUCUUCCGAAGUCUGCCUCCAUCAAUUAAUCCAAGCGAUGUUGAAUGUGAUCCUGAAGAAGACGAGCCGAAUCUCGAGGCGGCAUGGCCUCAUCUGCAACUCGUCUACGAGUUCUUCCUCCGUUUUCUUGAGUCGCCUGGCUUCCAACCAAGCAUAGCUAAAAGCUACAUUACGCCGGUUUUUAUCGUCAUGUUGAUCGAAAUGAUGAACUCUGAAGAUCCACGAGAACGCGAUUUCUUAAAAACGACGCUUCAUCGAUUGUAUGGCAAAUUUCUGACUUACCGAGCGUUUAUCCGUAAAACGAUCAACAACGUAUUCUACUCAUUCAUCUAUGAAACUGAGCGCCACAAGGGUAUUGCCGAACUUUUGGAAAUUCUUGGCUCAAUCAUCAAUGGCUUUGCGAUUCCGUUGAAAGAAGAACACAAAACGUUUUUGCUGAAGGCUCUGCUUCCAUUGCAUAAAGUAAAAUCUCUUCCAUCAUAUCAUCCGCAAUUGGCCUACUGUGUAGUGCAGUUUUUGGAAAAGGAUUCGACGCUCAUACAGCCCAUCAUUCAUGGCUUGCUGAAGUUUUGGCCAAGGAUGCACAGUUCAAAAGAGAUGAUGUUUCUGAGCGAAAUCGAAGAAAUACUCGACGUCAUCGAACCAGCGGACUUCAAACAACUUAUGGGUCCACUUUUCACACAACUGGGCAAAUGCGUUUCGAGUCCCCAUUUUCAGGUUGCCGAACGGGCAUUGUAUUACUUCAACAACGAGUACUUGAUGAAACUCAUUAAAGACAAUGCAAAGGAGGUGAUGCCGAUUAUGUAUCCAGCUCUUAACAAAUAUGGUGGCUCACAUUGGAACAAGGGUGUUCAUGGGUUGAUCUACAAUGCUUUAAAGCUGUUCCUUGAAAUGGAUCCGAAGACAUUUGAGGAAUGCAAGCAAAGUUAUUCGCAGAAACAUGAACUUGAGAAGCAACUCUAUGCGGAGAAGGCACAACAAUGGAAAAACGUUGAGAUAGCUGCUCGAUCAAACCCUGUUUGGCCAGAAGUUGCGACGAUCUUUGGCAUCAAUCAAACGGAAGACGAAGCAAAAAUGGAGGAUGAGGAAGCCGAUGAAUCGAAGGCGACAGUUGACUUGACGAUUGAAGAACUCGCCAACUUGGAUGUUUCUGGAGAACCUUCAUCGUCAACUCGUCGGACUAGCUUCAAUCAGAAAAUGUCCGACCUGCCUCCAGACGACCGAGUUGAACGAGCGCUUGAAGAGCAUCAGCAAAGGAACUCGCAUCUCAACACGGUCAAAGAUUCCGGCUGC
This is a messenger RNA of Mesorhabditis belari, 1719 nucleotides long. The record is from the annotation of a GenBank genome assembly. Lineage: Eukaryota; Metazoa; Nematoda; Chromadorea; Rhabditida; Rhabditidae.